GCGCGGCCUGCCCGUGCACCCCAGGCUCCCGGUCCCCCGCGCCGACGACCCCAGGCUCCCCGCUGCUGCUGGCGGUGCGCGCACGGCCCGGACCCCUUCGCCCCCCUGGGGUCGCCGGGUCACCUCCUGCUUCCCUCGGCCCUGCUCCACCGGCUUGCAGUCCGGGCUGCUCGCUCCGGAGGGAGAUGUCCCGGCGGUCCGGGGCGAGCCCGCCUGCCACGCUGGGCUGCACCCGGCUGGAGAAGGCGCUCUGAGCGGCCCCCUCGGACUCCAGGCGAGGGGCCCUCUCACCUCCGUCGCUCCGGACGCGGACCUCCGGCGCUGCCGCGGGCAGCCAAGCCCCUUCUUGCCGCCCCCAUGGCCAAGCCUCUGCUGCUGGUUCUGUGCCUGGCUCUGGGUGUGGCUCCAGGCGGCGCCUCCAGCGUGGCCCCCGCGGGAACCAGCCAGCCCGCGGCGGGAACCAGUGUGCCCCCCCCAGGAACCAGUGCGCCCCCCGCAGGAACCAGCAAGGCCCCUGCAGGAACCAGCGCGCCCCCGCUGGCCCAGACUGUGGCCCCCACGGAGGCCGAGACCCUGCAGAACGAAGCGGACAACCAGGAGAACAUCUUGUCUCAGUUGCUGGGGGACUAUGACAAGGUCAAGGCCGUGUCCGAGGGCGCCAACUGCCAGUGCAAGUGCGUGGUGAGGCCCAUGGCCCAGGACGCCUGCCGGAGGGGCCAGGCGGGGGACGCCCGACAGGAGGACUUCUACACGGUGGAGACCAUCACCUCGGGCCCCGCCUGCAAGUGCGCCUGCAUCGCACCGCCCUCCGCCCUCAACCCCUGCGAGGGGGCCUUCAGGCUCCAGAAGCUCCGGGAGGCCGACGGCCGGGACCUGAAGCUGGCCACCGUCAUCGACAUGCUGGAAGGGGCCUUCUACGGCCUGGACCUGCUGAAGCUGCACUCGGUCACCACCAAGCUGGUCGGGCGCGUGGACAAGCUGGAGGAGGAAGUCUCCAGAAACCUCACCCAGGAAAAGGAGCAGACCAAGGAGGACGUGGAAGGGACUCGGGCCGAGACGCACCAGCGGGGCCGGGAGAACUGCUCCCAAAGCGCGGGGCACAGCCUCCCGGACGUCCGCUCCGCCCUGCAGAGGGACGCGGCGGCCGCCUACGCGCACCCCGAGGAGACGUUCCUGCCGGAGGCCCCCGCGACCCGGCACGUGAACUCCGUGGAGCUCCCGCGGACGCGGCCGCUGGCCCCGCCCGAGCUGCGCCGGCCCCGGCAGCCGCUGCACAGGCAGGUGCACCUGCGGGGCCGGCCGGCCUCCAAGCCCACCAUCAUCCGGGGCGUCACCUACUACAAGGCCAAGGAGCCGGAGGACGAGAACGACAUCGAGGAGCAGCAGGACGAGCUCUUCAGCGGGGAUGGCGGCGUGGACCUGCUGAUCGAGGACCAGCUGCUGCGACACGACGACCUGCUGGCCAGCGCGUCCCGCCGGGCAGCCGCCACCCGGCACGGCGCGACCACGGCCACCGGUGUGGGCGCUGAGGCCACAGCCCCGUCCUCCGAGCUGCCGCGUGACUCCCCCUGGAUGCCCAGCACCCCCGCCCCCACCGUCUCUGCCGUCGUCGCUGAGCCGACCUCCACGCCUGAGCCGGCCACGCCCGUGGCGGCGGACGCCCCGGGGGAGGCAGGCCUUGCCCCUUCCACGCAGGCCUCGCCCACCACCGCGGCCCCCCAGCCAUCUCCGGCCCCGGCCGCCCCACCUGAGGCCCCUGGGGACACGUUUCUGGGGACCACACGCUUGGCCCCGGCGCCCCCCACCACGGUCGGGACAGACUCGCUGGGGACGGAGGCCACCGCCGGGCCGGGCGCAGCCCCCGCCAGCCCCACCGCGAACCCGGAGGAGGCCGACGACAUCCGGAACGUCAUCGGCAGGUGCAAGGACACGCUGUCCACGAUCACGGGGCCCACCACCCAGAACACCUAUGGGCGGAACGAAGGGGCCUGGAUGAAGGACCCCCUGGCCAGCGACGAGCGGAUCUACGUGACCAACUACUACUACGGCAACGCGCUGGUGGAGUUCCGGAACCUGGAGAGCUUCAAGCAGGGCCGCUGGAGCAACUCCUACAAGCUGCCCUACAGCUGGGUGGGCACGGGCCACGUGGUGUACGGCGGCGCCUUCUACUACAGCCGCGCCUUCACGCGCAACCUCAUCAAGUACGACCUGCGCCGCCGCUACGUGGCCGCCUGGGCCAUGCUGCACGACGUGGCCUACGAGGAGGCCACGCCCUGGAGCUGGCAGGGCCGCUCGGACGUGGACUUCGCCGUGGACGAGAACGGCCUGUGGCUCAUCUACCCGGCCCUGGACGACGAGGGCUUCGGCCAGGAGGUGAUCGUGCUGAGCAAGCUCAACGCGGCCGACCUGAGCACGCGGAAGGAGACCACGUGGCGCACGGGGCUGCGCCGGCACCUGUACGGCAACUGCUUCGUCAUCUGCGGCGUGCUCUACGCCGUGGACAGCCACGACCAGCGCAACGCCAACAUCUCCUACGCCUUCGACACGCACACCAACACGCAGAUCGUGCCGCGCCUGCUCUUCGAGAACGAGUACUCCUACACCACGCAGGUGGACUACAACCCCAAGGACCGGCUGCUCUACGCCUGGGACAACGGCCACCAGGUCACCUACCGCGUCAUCUUCGCCUACUGACCCCGGCCGCGCGGACGGGCGGGGUCGCCGCACCUUGCGCGCGCGCGCGAGUGACGUGCGCGUGCGUGGUGCGCGCGCGUGCGUGCGGGCGUGCAUGGGUAUGAGCGAGUGUGUGCGGAUGGGUAAGUGCUUUUCGAAAAAUAUGUAUUAUUUUGUAUAAUGUAAAGUGACGACUUGGGUCUAUUUUUUUAUACGGGUUGUAGAUCGACCCAAACGUGUGUGUGCUGGUCUCAUCCUCCACGGUUUAUGUUUUCGUGCAAACGAGCUUCUCCCCUGGCCGCUGAGCGCCUGCCCUCCAGCCGCCGCCCGCCCGCUCCCAGGUCCCUCCGCGGCCGUGCAGCCACGGCUCCAGAACACGAGUGGAGGCGGCAGGAGGAGGCACUGAGGAGGGGGGAAAUGAUGUCCCGGAGAAGUUUUAAAAACCCAGAAAAUG
Phyllostomus discolor (pale spear-nosed bat) is the source of this 3127-nucleotide messenger RNA. It is a transcript of the gene OLFML2B, whose product is annotated as olfactomedin like 2B. The record is from RefSeq and is a predicted model, not a curated record. Lineage: Eukaryota; Metazoa; Chordata; Mammalia; Chiroptera; Phyllostomidae. Bases 358 to 2694 code for a protein of 778 amino acids. Gene Ontology annotation, biological process: signal transduction. The transcript has 8 exons.